Sceloporus undulatus (fence lizard) is the source of this 1379-nucleotide messenger RNA. RefSeq names its product spexin hormone (gene SPX). Lineage: Eukaryota; Metazoa; Chordata; Lepidosauria; Squamata; Phrynosomatidae. Bases 53 to 412 code for a protein of 119 amino acids. The transcript has 6 exons. The record is from RefSeq and is a predicted model, not a curated record. Gene Ontology annotation, biological process: positive regulation of gastro-intestinal system smooth muscle contraction. Gene Ontology annotation, cellular component: cytoplasm. Gene Ontology annotation, molecular function: neuropeptide hormone activity.
CUAUCAAGCACUCGACGGCUACUAAAGACCAGCUCAACAAGAAAGCAAAAAAAUGAAGAGACUGCAUAGGGGGACAGCCGUUGCCCUGACUUUGUUGCUUUCAGCUACCUUGAUAUCCCUUUCCUGGAGUGCUCCACAGAGUCACUUCCAAAGAAGAAAUUGGACACCUCAGGCCAUGCUCUACUUAAAGGGUGCACAGGGUCGUCGGUUCAUCUCGGAGGAGAGCCAGAGGAAGGAUUUAUAUGACAGAUUGCAGCUUGAAACACGCAGCCAAAAUAUGAAUCCUCUCACCCUUUCUGAAGCAGCGGCAUUGUUUCUUUCCUCCCUACGAAAGGCAGCACAGGAAGAAGCAGAUGAAGAAGAAGGAGAAGAGAAACCUGGAUAUGUUUCUGAUGGCCUAUUAAACUGGUGAAAGACUUUCGACCUGAGAUGGGAGCAUCCUAUGGCAUGUACUUAAAAAGAAAACAUGUUCGAUAUGAAAAACUUUCCCCCUUCAUCCGUUCUGACUUCUCAUCUCAGCUUCCCUUCUGUAUCUUCUUCAAGCGAAUCUCCCCAUGGUAUCAAUGCUUAAACAAUUAAAGGCCAUUUUCCAGCUUAGGAACUUAUGCAUUUAUUACAGCUUUGAGCUUGAGCUCAUCAGAGGCCUUCAUUUCCCCCCAUUGUUUUUGCAAGUGUAGCUGGGGGGGGGACUUCUAUUCACACAUGCCCAAAUAGGUAACAUUUUUUACAAAAUAGUAUUUCCCAAGAAGUCAUUUCUAGGUGUUCCCCAUUUAAUUAUUUUCUCCCCAGCCAGUUUUACUAAAACAUCAAUUUUAUGUAACUUUAAUUGCCAUGGCUUCUCCCAAAGAACAACAUGAAAUGUAGUUUGGGGUGGGCACUGAGAAUAUGCACCUUGUCCCUCUUACAAACUACAGUUCACAAAGUUUUCUGAGGUGAGAGAAUGACUGUUAAACCAAACUGAAUUUUCCAGUGUAGAUUAAGUAGCGGGGUUCAGACCUUUGCAGCCGUUUGUUUUGGCUUGGGUCUGCUAUCAGGUCUGAAUAAAGAAAUUCAAGAUUACUUAUGUGAAUGAUUUAUUCUGCUUUCAGAAUCUGGAUUUCUAUGAUGCAGGAUUUGGCGACUCUGCAUGAGUAGUGGCCAUAAUAUCUGGCUGAAUUUUUGGACUUCUUAGUUUCUCCCUUCAUCUUCUGCUUUUUUAAAUUUUUUUUGAUACCACCUGGCCUGAAGAAGCGUUCUGGAGAACUUGAAAGCUUGCAUGCUUCUGUGCCAUUUUGCUUGGUCUUAAUAAAGUUAUUGCCCACCUAUGGAUUUUGUUUUUUUUCCUCCUCAUAGAUCAGCAUGGCUUUCUUUCUGUGUGUUUAUUAUUCCACUUAAGAUUG